Messenger RNA from Durusdinium trenchii, 1088 nucleotides. Lineage: Eukaryota; Dinophyceae; Suessiales; Symbiodiniaceae. The record is from the annotation of a GenBank genome assembly.
UUCCCCCUCCGGAGGGGCCCCGUUCUUUUCCCGGGCAGAUGCAGAUUUGUGGCCACUGAAGCAGGAAGCACCUGUACAUCCAAUGCUCUUCUCGUCAACAUCGAGCACACCUCGCACUUACCAGGUGAUGCUGGCAGCCUCUGAACUGGGCCCCUACAUCCCCGGCCUGGGCCAAGCGUAUCACACCUCGGUGCUGAUCGACAAUGAGGAGUAUCAGUUCGAUGGCAACGGCAUUUGCGUCAGUCAAGGCCUUACCAGCCAUGCGCGUUUUACACGUGGCCACGAGCUGAUUCUGCUUGGUCACACCACACAAAGUCCCAAGGCGAUGGUUGCGCUGCUGAAGGCCUACUUUCAGCCUGGGAGCUACGAUCUUCUACGGAAGAACUGCAACUCAUUUUCGAGUUGUGCGUUGCACUACCUUCUGGAGUCUUCGAUGGAUUCCAAGUACUCUUUCAUGGAAUCGGUGGCCCAGAGCGUGAAUAAUUACAUCAACCUUGUCAGCCUGAUCAUGCCCAAUUACGAGCCGAACCCUUUCGCCGAAGGUUUCAGCGUCGACUUGGUCUGUCGGGACAUCAAUCUGCAGAAGAAUGCGAUGAAAGGAUCCCAAAGGCAAAGCCGUGCAUGGAACCUUGUCUGGCGCUUGCAGAGGAAGGCCAAGGCUGGUCGCGAGCUGCUGCGUCACGCAUUCUGCGGCUCCAAGAAGAUGCCAGAGGAGCCAACGUCCAAGGAUGAGAUGGACUUAAGGAGUGAAGUGAUCUGAUGGAUUUGAUGUUGUGCACCACGGGACCACGAGUGACGUGGUCCGGGCUAUUGAACCUCCCCGGUAGCCACCGACCGGGGACCAGCGAGCGAGCUGGCAGGGCGUCGUGUUUUUUUGGAUCGGGGCGUAUGGGGCUCCAGAUCCCAUCCAAACAAGGUUCUCAAUUGCCAAGCUCGCCGAAACGCGGCCUGGUUGCUGUUGCCGGGACGGCACGAUCGACAUGAUUCAACAUGUGCAUCGGUCGUCCGUGUGAUGAGCCGGGAGACGGUCGCUCGAGACACGACAAGAAGCACCUGAUGUGCCAGGAUGGUGCAACCCUUUUUCCCGC